UACAAUCUGGGGAAAAAUUGUACUCGAUACAACGAACAAAAACGAAAAUUAGGGGGUAGUUUACUGAAUGAUAGAGUGUGCGAAGCGAUGUUGAUGUCUAUUAACGACGGAAUGAGAAAAAGAAAACAAUAAGUGUGAAUUUGUGCAACAGUAAAAAGCCUAUGAUAUAGAAAAAGGAAAAAAAAACCUACAAGUUCCUAAAAUACAAACAAAAAUUAAAAAAUCUUUUCCGUUGAAGUCAUUAAAAAUAGAAUUGUUUUAUUAGACCUCAAAAAACUUGAAAAGGCUAUUGUUUUGUUGUAAGAUCUUGAAUGAGUUUUAUUAUUAUUGAAGUUAUUCUUUACAAGCAGGGAUGUCAACUGCUCCGACGUUAAAAUCGCUACAGAUAGGGUUUUUAAAAACCACUACAAAUUUCAACUCACUAAGAGCAAAAAACACUAUAAACAAUUGUAAAAACGUCGGAAAUAAUCAGUCGUUAUGCAGAAAGAGAGAAAAUUGAAAAAUCCCGAAGCAUUUGACAAAUGCAAAAGGGAUUCAAAUUUUGACAAAUGUCUGGUAGAUGCUGUAAACAAAGCUAUACAAAUAUUAAAACCUGGCAAUAAAGAAUUUGAAGUUCCUGCCCUUGAGCCUCUGCAUGUUAAAUCGCUGGUCAUUGAUGCCGGCACCGCACCAAUUAAUCUGAGGCAAACGUUAAAGAAUGUUAUGGUGACCGAUAUGAUAUCUACCAGCAAAAUACAGAGAUACAGAACUGAUUUAGACAAAUAUUUGAUUAUAUGUGACAGUUUUACGGGUCGCAUACAAAUGUUGGGCGAUUACGAAAUGUCCGGCCGGAUACUGUUGCUGCCUAUUACAGGCAACGGUCGUGCUAAUAUAACACUUGUGAAUACAAAAAUUGAACAUCGUUUGAUUGGCGAGCCAUUCGAGAAGGAUGGCGUCCAAUAUAUGCGACUGAAGGAGUAUCGAGUAUCCUUUGACCCAAAAAGGGUCUACAUGCACUUCGAAAAUCUGUUCAACGAUGCCACAUUAUCACAGACCAUGAAUCGGUUUCUGAAUGACAACUGGGAGACCGUAUUCAAUGAAUUAAAGGUUGGGUAUGCGAAAAGUUUUGGAAGAAUAUUUCGAGAGAUAUCGAAUAGGUUGUUUGAGAAAAUACCCAUGGACUCUAUAUUCCUUAGAUAAUAGUUCAUUGUAUUAUAUGUUAGUCAUAAGUAACCUUAUCAUUUUGUAUAUGUAGACACUUUUGUCGCGGUGAAAAGAUAUAAGAAACUAAAUUGUAUAUAAUCAAUAUUGAAACUUAAUAAAUAAAUUCUCAUAUGUUAUUCCUA
Musca domestica (house fly) is the source of this 1325-nucleotide messenger RNA. It is a transcript of the gene Jhbp12, whose product is annotated as protein takeout. The transcript is spliced from 4 exons. The coding region runs from base 478 to 1179 and encodes 233 amino acids. Lineage: Eukaryota; Metazoa; Arthropoda; Insecta; Diptera; Muscidae. The record is from RefSeq and is a predicted model, not a curated record.